CUGCUGCGCCCCGGGGUCCCGUUUGGUGCCCGCGGCGGCCGGGAAGCGGGCGGUGACCGGCAGCUAGGACCCCGGCCUAACAUGGCUGAAGUCAGCAUCGACCAGUCCAAGCUGCCUGGAGUCAAGGAAGUAUGCCGAGAUUUUGCUGUCCUGGAAGACCACACCCUGGCUCACAGCCUGCAGGAACAAGAGAUUGAGCAUCAUUUGGCAUCGAACGUUCAACGAAACCGUUUGGUCCAACAUGAUCUCCAGGUGGCUAAGCAACUCCAAGAAGAAGAUCUGAAAGCCCAGGCUCAGCUCCAGAAGCGCUACAAAGACCUUGAACAGCAAGACUGUGAAAUUGCUCAGGAAAUCCAGGAGAAGCUGGCAAUUGAGGCGGAGAGACGGCGCAUUCAGGAGAAAAAAGAUGAGGACAUAGCUCGCAUUUUGCAAGAAAAGGAGUUACAGGAAGAAAAAAGACGAAAGAAACACUUUCUAGAGUCCUCUGGAGCCAGUGCUUAUGGAGAUAGUUACUAUUAUGAAGAUGGAGGAACAAAACCAAGAGGGGUGAAAGAAGCUAUCUCUACUCCAUCACGAGUGACCCACAGGGAUCAAGAGUGGUAUGAUGCUGAAAUUGCCAGAAAACUGCAAGAAGAAGAACUUUUGGCUACCCAGGUAGAUAUGAGAGCAGCUCAAGUAGCCCAAGAUGAGGAAAUUGCUCGACUGCUAAUGGCUGAGGAGAAGAAAGCUUACAAGAAAGCCAAGGAACGGGAGAAAUCAUCUUUGGACAAAAGGAAGCCUGACGCUGAGUGGAAGCCAAAAACAGCUAAGUCAGCACUCCCAAAGUCAAAAGAGAAUGAUGAACCUCACCGAUGGAAGAAUGACAGGCCAGCACGGCCUCCACCCCCUGCCAUGACAGAUGCUGAAGAUUACACUCACUUUACAAACCAGCAUAGUGCCACACGUCAUUUCUCAAAAUCAGAAUCCUCUCAUAAAGGUUUCCACUACAAGCAGUAAAAACCUCGGAUUCUGCCUUGAAAUUUCAGACUCACUGUAGCAAAUAUUAGUAGAUGAUACAGAUUGCAUUCUGCAUUUAUUUUUUCCUCAUAUAUUUGCAUUCCUAGGUUUUAUCCUCAAGUGUUUUUCUGACCACAAAUAAUUUUAAUUCAUUUCAAAUGCCUUGGUUAUUCCUGAUCACUUGGGCAGUGCAAGAAAAUCUAGCUUCUGAAUACUGGCCACCUUUGUGCUUUAUAUCUAUCCUGGGAUAUGGUGUCUGGGAGCUCUAAAAGAUGCCACUUUUGUUAGAGUUGGAGUAUUGGAUUUUAGGGACUACGCUUUAAUACAGCAAGCAAUUAGAACUUUAUGAAGAAUGGUCAAAAUAAAGUAUGUUUGGAUGCAAUGCAUAAACAAUAAAAGAA
Molecule: messenger RNA, 1397 nt
Organism: Orycteropus afer afer
Lineage: Eukaryota; Metazoa; Chordata; Mammalia; Tubulidentata; Orycteropodidae
Source: RefSeq, a predicted model, not a curated record